This is a messenger RNA of Neocloeon triangulifer, 1513 nucleotides long. RefSeq names its product saccharopine dehydrogenase-like oxidoreductase. The record is from RefSeq and is a predicted model, not a curated record. Lineage: Eukaryota; Metazoa; Arthropoda; Insecta; Ephemeroptera; Baetidae. Gene Ontology annotation, biological process: glycolipid biosynthetic process. The transcript has 8 exons. The coding region runs from base 179 to 1477 and encodes 432 amino acids. Gene Ontology annotation, molecular function: oxidoreductase activity. Gene Ontology annotation, cellular component: lipid droplet; mitochondrion; plasma membrane.
AAUUAAAUGGCACAACCCAGCACAACCCAAACAAUAAAUUAAGAUUCAUAAUUAUUGAGAUCUUUUAUGUUCCCAAUCAGUUUAUAUCUCUUGAUUGUUCAAAGUCCAAAGUAAAAUUUCCCUAUGUGCAGGUCAAGGUUUUUGGUAGCAAAUUUAGUUUGAAUUAUUUAGAAAAACCAUGGCAAGGAGAUUGGGCAUAUUAAUUUUUGGUGCUACUGGCUACACCGGUAAGGUGGUGGUUGAAAAGAUUUUGACCUUGUCCAACAAGGUUGAGAACCUUUCAUGGGGCGUUGCUGGUCGGAAUGAAAACAAGCUGAAGGAACUUCUGGCUGAAGUUUCUAAAAAGACUGGCCAAAGUUUGAAAGACGUAGAGGUUGUUGUGGCAAAUGUGGGUGAUGAGGUCUCUCUGAAGAACAUGACCAAGAAGUGCAAGGUGCUGAUUAAUUGUGUUGGGCCGUACAGACAUUGGGGUGAGCAAACUGUCAAGGCCUGUAUUGAAACUGGAACUCAUCACGUUGACGUCAGUGGCGAACCAGAGUACAUGGAGCGGAUGCAGCUUUUGUAUCACAAAGCGGCUGAAGAAAAGGGAGUCUACGUCAUAAGUGCCUGCGGUUUUGACAGUCUUCCAGCUGAAAUUGGCUGUUUGCAUUUUAUGCAGCAAUUCGAUGGAGACGUCAAUUCGGUGGAAACUUUUCUGCAGAUGAAAAACAAAAAGCAGAAAGGUCCUGCCAUCAAUUAUGCAACCUGGGAGUGCAUGGUGCACGGCCUGGCCAAUGCCAAGGACCUGAGGCCCAUUCGGAAGCAGCUGUUCCCAGAACGACUGCCCCCGAUGACCCCAAAACUGAAGCCCAGAGGCUCCGUCUUCAACAACCCAGUUGGCAAGGGCUGGUGCAUGCCCUUCCUAGGCUCUGACCAGUCCGUGAUGCGUCGAUCGCAGUACUUUUUCCAUGACAAGAAAGGCCAACGACCUGUACAGGUUCAGUGCUACUUCUCGGUAACUGCGCUUUCCACUGUCAUCACUUUCAUCAUUGUCGGAGCAAUGUUCAACCUGCUGACCAAAUACAAGUGGGGCCAGAAGCUCUUGCUCAAACAUCCAAAAAUCUUCAGUUUUGGUUUUGUCGGCUCCAGUGACGAAGGGCCAGAUGAAGAAAGUCGCAAGAGGACGGAGUUUAACAUGACUUUUAUUGGAGAUGGCUGGUCUGAGAAGAGGACUGCUGGACAGCAACACACUUCUCUACCUGACACAAAAGUUGUCACCAAGAUUUCAGGCGUGGAUCCUGCUUAUGGAGUGGCAGCCAUUGGUGCUUUGCUCUGUGCGAAUACCAUAUUGAGCGAAGCUGAUAAAAUGCCUUCUAGAGGUGGUGUUUAUCCACCUGGGGCCGCUUUCUUUGACACGUCUUUAAUGGCACAGCUCGAAGCCAAUGGUGUAAAAUUUGAGGUUGUUGAGAAGAGAAAGGUUUCUAACAAUAAACUUUAAAUAUCACAAAAUCAUAAAUUAUUAAUAAUUGCAUCA